Molecule: messenger RNA, 2425 nt
Organism: Scophthalmus maximus (turbot)
Lineage: Eukaryota; Metazoa; Chordata; Actinopteri; Pleuronectiformes; Scophthalmidae
Gene: c14h2orf69
Product: chromosome 14 C2orf69 homolog
Exons: 3
Coding region: 14-952 (312 amino acids)
Cellular component (GO): mitochondrion
Source: RefSeq, a predicted model, not a curated record
GCCGUGCGGAGCGAUGGCCUCCGUGGCAGCGACGACCUCCCCCGAGCCUCCGGGGCUGCGUGCGGCAGCAAGCCGGGCUGUGUGCGCCGGGAGCCCGCCGCAGAGGCUGCAGAGGCUGCCCGCGGUGCCCGGUGCCGUCCCGGGGCGAGUCAACGACCUGCUGCUCCUGCGGCCCGACGCGGACCCCCGGGGGGUCGCGCAGGGCGGGAGCGGCCACGUCGUGUUCUUCCACGGGGACAUUCAGAACUUCCAGGAGGAGAUGGCCGUGCAGCCCGAGGGAGCCCAGUGGCUGACCUGGAGUCUGGAGCAGGUGGCCUCCACGCUUGGCCGACGUUUCCCCGGCCAACAUGUCUGGGUGGUCCGGGCCUCGCGCAUGUACCUGCACAAGUUCAGCUGCUACCGCAACUUUGUGGAGAGCAACAUGUUCGGGGCACCGGAGUACUCGCGCGACUUCGGAGCGUUUCCACAUCUCAGGUCGCUGCUGAGCCAUGGCAUGAAGCAAGCCAACCUACCAAACCCCCUCCCACCACAGGGAGGCGCUGACGGCAUCCCCUCAGGUUUCUCACUGACGCUAGUGGGCUUCAGCAAAGGCUGCGUGGUGCUGAACCAGAUGGCGUACGAGCUGGACCGGGCCCGCGCCGACCCGCAGGUGGCCCCUUUUGUCGACUGCGUCUCGGCCAUGUACUGGCUGGACGGGGGACACCCGGGGGGCAGUGAGACCUGGGUGACAGACAGGCAGGUGCUGAGGGACCUCGCCGCCAGCGGCGUGUCGAUCCACGCCCACGUGACCCCAUACGAGGUGCGCGACCCCAUGCGGGCCUGGGUGGGCCGCGAGCACAGACACUUCAUCAGAACCCUGGAGGAGCUGGGGGCCCGUCCCAGUCAGAAGCUGCACUUUGAGGACGAGCCGCCCUCCAUCGAGAACCACUUCAGGGUCAUUCAGGAGUUCUGAGUGUGGCUGAGAGGCCGUGAGCACACGCACGCGCGCGCACACACAAACACAAACACACACACAGCUUUGUAUUUCCUGUCUAAUGCUUCAUACACUUCACCUGAAGAGGAACGAUCAGAUAACUUUCUUCCUUCUCUAAAGAACACGCAGGUGUGAAAACAGAAGUAGAAUGACCGCUUCUGGUGCGGAAUGUUGAUGCAUGAUGAGUAUUGAUGGAUACAUAUUUCAUAAUGAUAAUUAUUGAAAACAUGUGAACGGUGGAAGCCUUCAGCUCAGCCCUACCUCCUCCUGCUGCAUCCUGCUCUAAGAUAAAUGUGAGCUUUGACCUCUGACAUUGCUGCAGCUGUGGAAUCAGAAACAUGAAUGUGUUUUAUGUUGCUCCUGGUUCAGGUGUCAGUCGGAAGUGGAGCAGCUGUUUCUCCUCGUACCUGCACUUGUGUUGAGACACUUUGGACACGUGAAUGUCAGUGGGUCACGAUUGUAUAAGAACUGUUAGUCAGAGGUUAGAAACACUUCUGUGUGAAUCAGCUUUAUUUUGGUCCCUGAUCUCUUCUGCUCAUUAUCAUAACACUGAACUCACAUUGAAGCAGUUGAUGUAAUCUCUUCCCUUUAGGUCCAUUUAGUAGUGGAUCAUCGGGAUCUUUUGACCACAUCACAUGACCUUCUGUCAGCCAAUUCGAUUCCACACACUUCAACGUUAUGACAACAUUGCCGACAUAUAUGCUGGGUUCAUGAUGCAAACCUGUUUUGUUUCUUUAUGAAUAUGAACUAAUGUUAAGGAGUACAGUCGUUUACACUCAAACUACAGAAUGCCUUUCCAUGGGUCAAUAAAUAACCCAUUACAUUUUGGCGCAGGUCCAGGAAUUUUUUUAUUGCUUUUUGUAACAUUUUCGCAGAUUUCCGAGGGAAUUAAUCAUGGAUCUUGAUGGGAAAAAAGCAUAUGUAGGUUACUGAUAUGUAUGAGUGUGUGUGAUUCAGCUAUGAGCCAUUCUUUUGUUUUUGAUCAGAUUUAGUUUUUAUCACAACACAACCAAAUGACCUUCAUAAAUAAAUUAUAACCUGACAAACUAACGUUUAGUUAAAAUGACAAGUUGUAGUAACAAGGUCAUAUAGUCUCACAAUCAUUGAAAUGUUUAUAUAUAUGUAGUAAUGUACAUUAUAUGAAAUGAAACAUACUUUAGUUUCAGAUUUGUUUAGACUGCACAGCUGAUGACGUGUCUGUGUUGCAGCAUGUCUUAAUCUGCAUGUGUAUGACGCUGACGCUGCAGCUCAUCCUGCUGAACAUAACGUCAGAUCAUUCCAUUAUGUUUACGACUCGCUGUGUAUGAAGGGAAGGUCGUUCACCUGCUGCACUGUUCUCUGAACACAGACUGUAUAUAAAAAUGCUCUGAAUCACCUGCCCGCUGACUUUGUCCUGUUCAGUGUGCAUCACACAGCAGUGUGGAGAAUAAAAUAAAGAAUUGAAACCAAAAA